Siniperca chuatsi (mandarin fish) is the source of this 5604-nucleotide messenger RNA. RefSeq names its product synergin, gamma (gene synrg). The transcript has 25 exons. Bases 107 to 4579 code for a protein of 1490 amino acids. Gene Ontology annotation, molecular function: protein binding. The record is from RefSeq and is a predicted model, not a curated record. Lineage: Eukaryota; Metazoa; Chordata; Actinopteri; Centrarchiformes; Sinipercidae. Gene Ontology annotation, cellular component: clathrin coat of trans-Golgi network vesicle.
CAGGCAGUGAGCUGUGCCUGAAAGACUGAACUCAGGGCGGGCCGGGCACAAUUUCACCUCCGUCACUGCUGACGUCGUCUUCCUACUAGUGACUGCUGUUAUCAAGAUGGCGCUGCGGCCAGGAUCUGGUGGAGGCAGCAGUUUUAUGUAUCCUGUUGGAGGGGGCCUCGGUCCUCCACAAGGCAUGGUACCCAUGCAGCAACAGCAGCAACAACAACAGCAACAGCAGGGCUUCCCCAUGGUUCCUGUCAUGCAGCCGAACAUGCAGGGCAUGAUGGGAAUGAACUUUGGGGGACAGAUGCCCCCGGGAGCAAUGUCUAUGCAGGGUGGGAUGGCUAUUGGCAUGCAGACCCCUGGGAUGCAGUUCUUGGGUCAGCCACAGUUUAUGGGUAUGAGACCUGCUGGACCCCAGUAUACUGCCGACAUGCAGAAACAAAUGGCCGAGGAGCACCAAAAACGUCUGGAGCAGCAGCAGAAGAUGAUGGAGGAGGACAGGAAAAGAAGACAAUUUGAGGAGCAGAAACAGAAGCUGAGGCUGCUCAGCAGUGUCAAACCCAAGACAGGAGAGAAGAGUCGUGAUGAUGCCUUGGAGGCAAUCAAAGGCAACCUGGAUGGCUUCAGCAGAGAUGCGAAGAUGCACCCCACUCCAUCAUCACAGACCAAGAAGCAAGACUCAUCGCCAUCACACCCGUCUGUCACCACUCACUCCCUCCCCCCAGCUUUGUCCGAGGACAAUGACGAAUUUAGUGACUUUCAGGGGCCUUUAGACGCCCCUGCCUCCCUCCCUCCGCCCUCCUCCACCUUCUCCUCUCAGGCCCAAGUCCAGCCUUCGUCCUCCAAGACAGGUUUCUCUGAGGACGAUAACGAGUUUAGUGACUUUGUUCAGGGUCCUGUAAAUGCUUUCCCUUCCUCCAACUUCCACCUCUCCUCUCAGGCCCAAGUGCAACCUUCAUCCCCUUCCCUGAGGGCAGGUCUGUCCUCUUCUUCCUCCUCCCUCCCUCAGUCCCUCCCUGCCUCUGUGUCCAUUCCCACUGUCACCCAGCACUCAGCUGUCAACACCAGCUCCCAAUCUGCAUUUCAAGGCCCGUCCCUGGAAGAGAAGCUAUUCUCCUCAUGUGAUCUUACUGCCGAUAAGACGGCCCAGGUUAGCUUUAAGUCCAAGCAUAGUUUGGCUUUGGGUCCCAAAGUUAAAGUUUCAGCCCAGUUUGAAUCCAGCACUAAAGCGAGGAACUGGGCUGCGGCCCCUGAGGACUUGAGUUCUGUCUUCGUCGCAGAAAAGCUACCUGAGGCCCCGGUGUCAGCACCCAGUGUCCCCCCGUCAGCUGCUGACUCGUCUCCUCAAACCAGUAGUGACAGUGGCCAAAUCUCAUUAGAGGGACCUUCUCAUGUUGGCGCUUUCUGCACACAUUUUGGAAAUGGACUGUGUCUGUCGAGGUCUUGGGCAGGUGUUGGUGUGUACCCACAACAAGAGCACAUCCAGCCCAUGGUGCCAGCCUGGGUUUACAAUGACAGCCUCGUCCCAGAAAUGUUCAAGAAGGUUCUUGAAUUCACCAUGACUCCGGCAGGGAUAGACACAGCCAAACUCUACCCAAUACUAAUGUCAUCAGGUCUUCCCAGGGAAGCACUGGGGCAAAUCUGGGCGUCAGCCAACCGCACAACACCUGGCAUGCUGACCAAGGAGGAGCUUUACACUGUACUAGCACUAAUUGGUGUGGCGCAGAGUGGCCUCCCAGCAAUGAAUGUGGAAAUCCUCAGUCAGUUCCCUUCUCCACCAGUGCCCAACCUGCCGGCCCUGACUAUGGCCAUGGCCCCUGUCAUGCUCCAGCACCAGCAGCCCAUGAUGACCAAGCCCCCGGUCUCCAUGGCCAUGCCCACACCAGCACCACCAGUCAUGGUCAUGACACCUGCAGCACCUUCUCAAGCACCCACAAACACUAACUUCAUCGCCAGUUUCCCUCCUGCACAGGGGACCAAAGCCGACGACGAUGACUUCCAGGACUUCCAGGAGGCUCCAAAGGCAGGAGCAGGAGACCAGGCCUUCACUGAGUUCCAGGGGGAGUCAGGUGGAAGUUUCCCCACCACCAGCGCACCUCAGCACCAACACAGUGCGCCUGCCAUGCUGACUCCAGUGUCUGGUUCCUCCUCCACCUCGGUCACGUCCUCUGAUAAAUAUGCUGUUUUCAAGCAGCUGUCUGUGGAUCCGCCUGCAGAGCCUACACCCCCUGCCUCAGAUAUUGGAGACAAAUACAGUGUGUUCAGACAACUUGAGCAACCUGCUGACAAGAAACCAGUCGGGGAAGGAUUUGCAGAUUUCAAGUCUGUCAGCGCUGAUGAUGGCUUCACAGACUUUAAAACCGCCGACAGCGUCUCUCCACUAGACUCUUCGGAACAGGCCAAGAUCUUUCAACCUGCCUUCCCUUGUACUUUCCCAAACUCUCAGUCUCUACAACAUCUACCACAGCAGCAGCAACAGCCAGCAGUGUCUCUUUCUCAGCCCAAAAAUCCUCUCAACAUGGCCGACCUGGACCUUUUCUCUUCCAUAGCUUCCUCUAUUCCUGCCCCCACUGAGACAAAACCCAGCACAUUCCCUUCUGUUGCUGUGCCCCCCUCUCUAGUGCUCCUACCAGGUGGAGCCAAACCUCCCGGGGGAGGUGCAGAUGAUUUUGGUGAUUUUGCCCUUUUUGGCUCCUCAUCUGAUGCUGCUCAAGCUUCAGCAGCAGGAGGAGCUGUGGCAGCCCCUCAGGACGACUUUGCAGACUUCAUGGCGUUUGGCAGUUCUGGUGGAGAGCCUAAAUGCGAGAGCAGUGUGGGGGUCCAAGUGGAGACCUCCACUCAGCAGCGGCCUCAGCAGAGCUCCGACAAGUACGAUGUAUUCAAACAGCUGUCUCUGGAGGGAGGAUUGGCCUACGAUGAUACUAAGGAGAGUGGUGGUGGCUCCUUCUCUUCUCUCAAGAGCGACGCAGAUGACUUUGCCGACUUUCAGUCCUCGAAGUUCUGCACAGCGCUCGGGGCUUCGGAAAAGACUCUUGUGGACAAGGUGGCCGCUUUCAAACAGGCCAAAGAGGACUCCGCCUCUGUCAAGUCCCUCGACCUCCCAUCCAUCGGCGGAAGCAGUGUAGGAAAGGACGACUCAGAGGACGCACUCUCAGUGCAGCUAGACAUGAAACUCUCGGACAUGGGCGGAGACCUGAAGCAUGUGAUGUCGGACAGCUCACUGGAUUUGCCGGGUCUCUCGGCCCACCAGCCCCCUGCUACAGAGGGAGACGACAUGAAAUUUGACCCCUUUGGGACGUCGGCCCUCAGCACCCUGUCCAGCUAUGACUGGUCAGACCGGGAGGAAUGUCUGCCCGGUGAGGUCAGAAAGCCGCAGGGCUUGGAAGGAGCUUCCCUGCCAUCUUUAGUGCCUGUACAGAGGAAGGAGCUGACCUUUGGUAGCACCGAAAACAUCACAAGCUGCUCCAUAGCAAAGAUCACCACCUCCUUCCCCACCGAGGAUGGCUCAUCGACAGAUGACAAGUUUGAAGCCUUUGCUGAUUUUGGCUCCGGCGACCAGGGUGGUGUCGAUGACUUUGGGGACUUUGCAAGUACUGUUUCUGAAAAGUCCGACUCGCCUGCUGCCACCGCUGAGGCGGGCUCCGAGGGAAACCAAAGUGAAGCCUGUGAUGAGUUUGGAGCAUUCCAGGGGGACAAGCCUAAGUUUGGCAAGUCUGACUUCCUCAAAGCCAGCACUCAGACCAAAGUCAAGUCCAGUGAGGAGAUGAUCAAGAACGAACUGGCAACCUUUGACUUGUCUGUUCAAGGCUCCCACAAACGCAGUCACAGUUUGGGCGACAAGGAGAUUGGGCGUUCGCCCCCGUCUCCGGCUCCAGAGCAGCCCUUCAGAGACAGAUCCAACACCCUCAGCGAGAAGCCCGCCCUGCCUGUCAUCAGGGACAAGUACAAGGACCUGACUGGGGAGGUGGAGGAGAGCGAGCGCUACGCAUACGAGUGGCAAAGGUGUCUGGAAAAUGCUCUGGAGGUCAUCACCAAAGCUAACAACAUCCUGAACGGCAUCAGCAGCUCCUCUGUCUGCACCGAGGUCAUCCAGUCUGCUCAGGGCAUGGAGUAUCUGCUGGGUGUGGUGGAAGUGUAUCGCGUAACCAGGCGUGUGGAGCUGGGCAUCAAGGCGACAGCCGUGUGCUCCGAGAAGCUGCAGCAGCUGCUGAAGGACAUCAGCCGAGUGUGGAACAACCUCAUGGGCUUCAUGUCGCUGGCCAAGCUCGCUCCCGAUGAAAGCUCCCUAGAUUUCUCCUCAUGUAUUCUGAGGCACGGCAUCAAGAAUGCGAAGGAGUUGGCUUGUGGGGUGUGUCUGCUCAACGUCGACGCUCGCAGCAAGAACAAAGAAGAAAGCACUAUUGGACGUCUGUUUAAACGAGCACUGACCAAAGACACUGACAGGAGGUUAUGGGCGUUCAACUCGGAGACAGACAACUUCAAGCUGCUGUACGGGGGCCACCAGUACCACGCCAGCUGUGCCAAUUUCUGGAUUAACUGUGUGGAGCCCAAACCCCCGGGCCUCAUACUGCCUGACCUGCUCUGAGCUUUGGCUGUGGCUGCCAUGGCAAUGUGUCACGAGCUAAUCAACAUCAGAUAGGUGGAGCAACGACGCGCCUCGCACUGCAUGGGCUCUCACCUUGGACUGAGAGCGAGAGAAGGACGUUUAAAGUCACUGGAUCCCUCUGUAUUUAUUUGUUUUUUAUUCUGCAAUCUCCCUCUGCUUGCACUGAGCUGUCACUCAGGCUGAGUUCAUGUGCAGAUCCGGUAGUUUGUUCAAAUUUAAGGCUUUUCUCUAAAUAACUAUACCAGCUACGGUGUUAUUGUUACCCUUUUGUUCUUCCACAUAAAUUACUUAAAGUAUAGGUCAGCUGUAUAGGUCAUAUUUAAAUCACUUACGAUUGAUGCUUUUAAGAUAUCCACUGAUUUUCUCUGCAGAAAAAAAGUCAAUAUUACUAAAUAAUCUCUUGUCAGUGACUCAUAUUUAAGUUAUUAGGUGUGCAAUAUCAUUAAAAACACAGGUGAUGGAAAUCUGUAAAAAUCUUGAGUUUUUAAUGUCACUUUGCUUCUGUUUAACAGGAAUGUUAUUCAUGACUCCCUUUGUUCCCACUGAACCAGAGCAGUUGAAUCAUAAGCUUAUUAUUGUACUUGAAUUACAUUUGUUGGUCGGGUCUGUUUGAUGAAACUCUGGCUGUUAUGGUUUUAAUAUCUUUCUAAAAUACCAUUCAAACUAAGGCAGAUGUCUGCCUUUUUAUGAAUUGUGUUGAAUUAACUGCUUUGAAUGUUUUUUGCACUAUUGAGGAGAUUUCAGCACCUCUUGGUAUUUAAAUUGUGUACUUUAUAGGGGGAAAAAGUUGUUGAUUUUGGGUCUUGAAGGGAACUAUGUUAACGGUUUUGUUUUUCUGUUUUGGUGUUGUGUGCAACUAGAGCUGAAAGUCUGGAAGAAGUUGACUGUGAUUCUGAACUAAAAUUGCAGCAGCACUUUUUGUAUAUUGCAGUGUCAUGCUGUAGCAUUGUAAUUAUGACUAACUGUAAUGUGAAUGUGAUGUAAAUAAAUAUGCAUACAUCUUA